Molecule: messenger RNA, 3085 nt
Organism: Patella vulgata (common limpet)
Lineage: Eukaryota; Metazoa; Mollusca; Gastropoda; Patellidae
Exons: 1
Coding region: 142-1941 (599 amino acids)
Biological process (GO): endonucleolytic cleavage in ITS1 to separate SSU-rRNA from 5.8S rRNA and LSU-rRNA from tricistronic rRNA transcript (SSU-rRNA, 5.8S rRNA, LSU-rRNA); ribosomal small subunit export from nucleus; endonucleolytic cleavage in 5'-ETS of tricistronic rRNA transcript (SSU-rRNA, 5.8S rRNA, LSU-rRNA)
Cellular component (GO): preribosome, small subunit precursor; 90S preribosome; nucleolus
Molecular function (GO): RNA binding
Source: RefSeq, a predicted model, not a curated record
GUAGACUUACCCAAUGACGUUUAUCACGAACCCACGUGUUGCAAUGUUAUUAUAUUGGUUCAUCAGUUCUACUCCUAGAUUAUAUUCAUAUUGUUAAUUGAGUAUUUCUUCUGUUGUGUAGAGUCGUAAGCAUAUUUUACCAUGGCUGUUCAAAAAGACACUCUUACAUACUACGACAGAGUAAUAGUAACACUCCAGGCUGGAUUUCCCAGUGAUGAAGAAAAGGAAAUCUUCUUGAACAAUGUAUUAGAACAGUUCUCCCAAGAAGCCGAAAAUGUUUGUAAAAAUUUUUCAAUUUGUAUUUGUCUGGAAGAACUUUUAAAGCAUUGCUCAACUAAACACCUAUCUUUAUUUAUGUCAUAUUUGACAGAUUCAUGGUCAGGUCUUGUUCAACAUAGUGUAGCUAGUCACUUGAUACAGCAACUUCUCAUAAGAUUGCCUGAUAUUCUCAGUCAAGAAGACAGCGUAACAGCAUGUAGUGAUUCGGAAGACCAAUCAGAUAAUGAAAUGACUGUCACCACAAAAAUAAGUAAACAUUUUCAAAGUUUACAAAAAUUCUUUAUUAAGAACAUGAAAACCUGUUUUGAUAAUACACAUUCUUGUCAGGUUUUAAGAACACUUUUAGAACUGAUGGGUGGUAUGGAUAAGUUUCACUGUGUUGAACGACGAUUGCAGCAUAAAAAAGGAAAAGGAAAAUUCAAAAGAGAAUUACCAGUGAAAGCAGUUAGUAUUGAGGUUCCACUGGCAGUGAGAAAUAAGUUAAAAAGAAUGUACAAAGAAGUCACAUGUUCUAUUACCAAAAAAAUUUACAAACAGUUUAAAGACAUGAGUUAUAUAUCCAAUGAUAUCAAUUUGCUCAUUCAGACAGCUUUGAGAAUAGAGCAUGAACUAGAUCCUAUAUUAUGUAACAAACAUUGUAGAAAAAUUGCUAUUGUUCUUGGAUUAAAUGAAGAAAUUGAAGAAGGUGUGUUGCCAUCAAUGGUGGAAAAUUCUGAUCAACAGUUUUUAUUUGAGACGAUAAUCCAGUGUUCUAGUGAAGAUCUGUCAGCAGAAAUUUACACCAAAUUAUUUAAAGGAAGAUUAGUCAAGUAUGCUUUACAUAAACGUGCUAAUUAUAGCUUAAAAGCUAUGAUGAAUAAUAUCAAAGAAGAUCAGUUUUUAGACCUGUAUGAUGAAAUAGAGUUAGACUUAGAAAACAUUAUUUUUGGUAACCCUGACUUUAAUAUAGCCGAUUUACUAGCAGGGGGCUGUUUACAUUAUCGUUGUAAUCAGUCAAGAUUCAUUAAGCAGUUGAUGAAUGUGAUGCAUUGUUCUAUACCUGAAGAAAGAAAAAUGAUGCUGGUUCCACUUAUAGUUAAAUGGAAACAAUAUGAGGAAUUUUUUGAUAUUCAGAAGGAAGAGGAUGCAUCAGAGAGAAUAUGUAUAGAUACAGUACCUUUGGAAAAUGUAUCGAGAACAGGAUCAUUUCUUCUACAAAAACUAUUGAAAUUUGGCAGUAAUAAAUUGAUUGUAGAUAGUAUGAUGUCUUUAGAAACGGAUGAUUUGUGUUUUCUAGCCACUAAUAAACUAGGUGGUUUCAUUAUACAAGCCUUCUGUGAGAGCUCCAAUAUACCUCAGAAAGCCCACGAUGCAUUUUGUGAUAAGUUUAAGGGAAGUCUGGUCAAAAUAGCAUGUGAUCAGUGGGGUAGUAGAGCUAUAGAAGAUAUGUAUAAGUGUUCAUCAAGUGUGCAAAAGACAGUUAUGGCAGAAGAACUAUCUUAUUUUCAUAGAAAAUUACAGAAUGAUCUUUAUGGUCAUUUUGUAUGCCGUAAAUUGGCCCUGUAUCAUUUUCUGCAUCGCCGUGACGACUGGAAUGCCAUUCAGAAAUCAGCAGUCCAAAAGAGGAAACUAUUCAAAGAUAUUCUAGGUGACAAAGGUCUAAAGAAAAAAAAGGAAAAGUAAUGAAAACAUAUAAAGAGAUGGAAAGAAGCUAUGAUUAUUUACAUAUAUAUAUUUAAGACUGUCAUUAGUCUGUUUGGGGUUGGCGGCUACCCCAAGACUAAAAUUUGGGGUAUAAGGGAUAUGUAGGCAUAGUGAUGUUGCGCUACUACUUCCAGAGUUAUAUUACUAAAUAUUUGAGAACUGCUGUGGCUGAGUGAGUAAGAUGCUGGCUGGCUCACUGACCUGGAGGUACCGUGUUCGAUCCUAGUGUUUGUUGAGAAAGUUCAUCAGGACUUUCCGGCAUGGUUCCCCAUUGUGUGUGGUGCUGCAGAAUGAAGGGUCUGGCAAGGGACAACAUACAGUUGUUUGGGGGGGACAAUUCUCUUCCAAUGUUGGCCAAGAAAUUUCCUCUUAAUUUUCCGGCCUGUGAUAAGAGAAUGAGGUCCUGUGUACAAAUUGGAAUACACUUAAAAGAAACCUUGACACUUGACAGUUGUAAUCUGAAAUAAAAUUAGACUAUAGUGCUGGUGUCUGGGCAAAAUUUCCCUCAUAGCACACUGUGUGUCAUGACUCAUAUGCCUGUCUUCAUUAGCCCAGUUGGUGCAGAACAGUAGGAUGUUACACCCAAUUUCAUAUACUAAUACUUUUAUUUAUUUAUAGAAAAAGGAAAAGUUAAACUUAAAAAUAUUAAUAAUACACUUACAUUGUAGAUAGUUGUUUGUAGAAUAUGUAAAAUACAUUUGAACAAGUCUUCUAUUCUGGUUAGACAUUCAUUAUAUCUGAAGUCAAAAGUGAUGAAUAUAUUUGCUCACAUGAAUUUUUGUAUCAAGUAGGAGUGAUACAUACAAACGCAGUCACUUGUGACUUAACAUGUCUGUAAUUUAAAUCAUUUAAAUGGUGUGCAUGGGGCUUUACUCGUAGGAGAAAACCUGAAGAAAACCCGCAAUCACAGCAUGUAUAAACAGGGAAUAUAUAUCUCAUAACUUUGCACAGAUGCCAUUUAAUCAUCUUUAAAUUCAGUAUUUAUAAAUUUAUACAUAGUUUUGUUUAAAUAGUUUGACCCAAGUGCCUCAUUUAGCCAGAGCUGACCACAAUUUAUAUUAAUAUGUUCCAAUUAAUUGUUAUUUCAAUUAUAAUUUAAUCAAUACUUGCCCAUUAAGAAAAA